Molecule: messenger RNA, 1823 nt
Organism: Cucurbita pepo subsp. pepo (vegetable marrow)
Lineage: Eukaryota; Viridiplantae; Streptophyta; Magnoliopsida; Cucurbitales; Cucurbitaceae
Product: Major facilitator superfamily protein
Biological process (GO): molybdate ion transport
Cellular component (GO): membrane
Molecular function (GO): molybdate ion transmembrane transporter activity
Source: RefSeq, a predicted model, not a curated record
UCUCUUGCCAUUUUCUAUCUCACACUGCAAAAGAGGGACGCCCGUCGGAGCUUCUCUCUCUUUGUCUUCGUGCUACAAUGGAGAUUUUCUACUUUCUGGUGUUUGGAGCAUUGUCUGUAGUUGUUGCAGCUCUGGAGCUCAGCAAAUCCAACAAGGAUAGGAUCAAUACGCCCUCCGCUUUCAAUGCUUUCAAGAACAAUUACCUUUUUGUUUACUCUCUUAUGAUGGCUGGGGACUGGUUGCAGGGCCCAUACGUAUACUUCCUUUACAGUCAGUAUGGCUUUGAUAAAGGAGAGAUUGGUCAGCUUUUCAUUGCCGGUUUUGGGUCCUCCAUGUUGUUUGGUACAAUUGUUGGUUCUCUUGCUGACAAACAAGGUCGAAAGAGAGCUUGCAUCACUUAUUGUAUUACGUACGUUCUGAGUUGCAUCACAAAGCAUUCGCCCGAGUACAAGGUUUUAAUGUUGGGCCGUGUUUUGGGUGGUAUUGCCACUUCGCUCCUCUUUUCAGCAUUUGAGUCGUGGCUUGUUGCAGAGCACAAUAAGAGGGGCUUUGAACAGCAAUGGUUGUCGAUUACAUUCUCAAAGGCUAUAUUUCUUGGCAAUGGUCUUAUUGCAAUUCUUGCUGGGUUGUUUGGGAAUGUACUCGUUGAUAGUCUUUCUCUUGGACCAGUGGCACCUUUUGAUGCUGCUGCCUGCUUUCUUGCAAUUGGUAUGGCCGUUAUUAUGUCAUCUUGGACGGAGAACUAUGGAGAUCCAUCAGAAAAUAAGGAUCUGCUCACCCAAUUCAGGGGUGCUGCUGUUGCCAUUGCUUCUGAUGAGAAGAUUGCACUGCUGGGUGCUAUACAGUCUCUAUUUGAAGGUUCAAUGUAUACCUUUGUAUUCCUCUGGACACCUGCACUUAGCCCAAAUAAUGAGGAUAUUCCCCAUGGCUUUAUCUUUGCAACAUUCAUGUUGGCUUCAAUGCUCGGAAGUUCCCUUGCAUCUAGGUUGAUGGCUCGAAACUCGCUAAAAGUUGAGAACUAUAUGCAGAUUGUUUUCGUUGUCUCUUCUGCCGCUCUUGUACUUCCGAUUGUGACCAGUAUCUUGGUAGCUCCAUCAGAUGUGAAAGGUGGAAGCAUCUCUUUUGCAGGCUGUAUCCAGUUGCUUGGCUUCUGUGUUUUUGAGUCCUGCGUUGGUAUAUUUUGGCCUUCCAUAAUGAAGAUGAGAUCCCAAUACAUUCCUGAGGAGGCUAGAAGCACCAUCAUGAACUUCUUCCGCAUACCUCUCAACAUCUUCGUAUGCGUGGUGCUGUACAAUGUUGAUGCUUUCCCCAUCACUGUGAUGUUUGGCAUGUGCUCCAUUUUCCUCUUUGUGGCAUCGAUUUUACAGAGGCGGCUUCUGGCGAUCGUGGAUAAACCAAAGACAGGCGACUGGGCACUGGGCGAAAAGAAUACCGAGACCGAUCCGUUAAACAUCUAAGCAAAUGCAGAGAAGACGGACCACCAGUACUUAAUUUGGGAGGUUAGAACAUGAACUGAACACUUUGAUCCAUCUGUAUACAGCAGCAGCUUCAUGAAUCAAUCUUAAGUAGCUAGCUUGGUUUAAUAUUUGAAGAAUGCAAAACUAUACAAGAAUAGUGGUCUGCUCAUCAUCCAAGGAGAAAGAAGAUGAAGGAAAAGUAGACAAAAUUGUGUUUCAUCAAUUUUUGGGCUUCUUCACAAGUCAUUAAUUAAAGUAGCUUGUUUAGAGAUCUCUUCAGCAAUUGUCGUGGAGAAUAUUCCGAGUUCCAACACUGGAUUUAUCUUAAACACUUGUUAAUCAAAGCUUCCAAAUUUCCAUUACCUA